Annulohypoxylon truncatum is the source of this 1195-nucleotide messenger RNA. Its product is annotated as Mak16 protein. The transcript is spliced from 4 exons. Gene Ontology annotation, cellular component: preribosome, large subunit precursor; nucleolus. Gene Ontology annotation, biological process: maturation of 5.8S rRNA; maturation of LSU-rRNA. NCBI's taxonomy places the organism in Eukaryota, Fungi, Ascomycota, Sordariomycetes, Xylariales, Hypoxylaceae. The record is from RefSeq and is a predicted model, not a curated record. Bases 116 to 1096 code for a protein of 326 amino acids.
AAUUUCCUAAGAAUUUCCAGAUGAAGUCGCAUCUUUGCUGCUUCAUUCAAACACCGACGUUUAACAUACCUCGUAAUCUGCCAACGAGCUAAAGUGGCUUCAAUAUCCAGUCAAGAUGUCGGACGAGAUUAUUUGGCAAGUUAUCGACAAACAAUUCUGCAGUUUUAAACUAAAAACUACGAAAGAAAAGACAUUCUGUCGAAAUGAGUACAAUGUGACAGGUCUCUGCAAUAGACAGUCAUGUCCUCUCGCCAAUUCUCGUUAUGCUACUGUCCGAGCGCAUCCCACGAAGGGCACUUUAUACCUCUACAUGAAGACAAUUGAGCGAGCACAUAUGCCGUCGAAAUUAUGGCAGAGGAUCAAGCUGUCGCAGAAUUAUGCCACCGCCCUGAAGCAGAUCGAUGAUCAACUCAUCUACUGGCCCAAAUUCCUGAUCCACAAGGCGAAACAACGAGUUACCAGACUUACGCAAGUGGCGAUAAGGAUGAGAAGGCUCGCCAAGGAAGACGAACGCUUAGGCGAGAAGCUCGUGCCUAAAAUGGCGCCCAAGAUCAGACGGCGAGAAGAGACCAGGGAACGCAAGGCUGAAGCCGCUGCCAAGCUGGAACGCACGAUCGAGCGAGAGCUGAUGCAGAGACUGCGUGAGGGUGCAUACGGUGAUCAACCUCUCAACGUUAGCGAAACUAUCUGGAAGAAGGUGCUCAACGCCAUGGAGCGUGAGGGUGAAGGAACAAGAGACAAGGAUCUCGACAAAGGCAUCGAAGAUGAGGACGAGGAUGAGGAUGAAGAGGAGGUCGGGUAUGAGCAAGAAGAAGAGGACGACAUCCCUGAUGGAGCUAUCGAAUACGUCAGUGACUUUGACGAGAGUGAAGACGACCUCGAGGAUAUCGAAGACUGGCUAGGAAGCGACGAGUCCGAUAAGGAAGAAGAUUCCGAGGACGAAGAGAGCGAGGAAGAAUCGACGAAGAAGGCAGUCGGCGAGAAGAGAAAGAGAGCACGUGUCAUCCGCGCGAAGCCGAAGAAGACAGCUCGACGCGGAAAGGAGAUUGAACAUGAGCACGAGUUUGAGCGGCAUAGGGAUGAGCUCGCCUUCUAAAGGAUAAUCUGCUGGUAAUUACUGGUAUGAACUCAGGCUCCCAGCAUCUUCGUUGCAUUCAAAACUCUUGAUACCCUUUUUGAUACUUGGUUCAAUGUU